Messenger RNA from Musa acuminata subsp. malaccensis (wild Malaysian banana), 1965 nucleotides. NCBI's taxonomy places the organism in Eukaryota, Viridiplantae, Streptophyta, Magnoliopsida, Zingiberales, Musaceae. The record is from RefSeq and is a predicted model, not a curated record.
GGGUGAUUUGCGACGCGAUCCGUGGCGAGUGCGGUCGAGAAGACGACAUCGGAGGAGGAGGGGGCCAUUAAUGUCAGCCUAACCAGAGCGAAGCGCCCAACAGGAUAGGGAAGGGUGAUGGGACCGGGAAAGGGGCGAUUUGCGACGCGAUCCGUGGCGAGUGCGGUCGAGAAGACGACAUCGGAGGAGGAGGAGGAGGAGGCUCGGGAGGAAGAAAAGGGCUUCUUUGCUUGCUACUUGCUUGUUUCUCUGAGCCCUCGUCACAAAAGCCGUACCUACAUCGGGUUUACAGUCAAUCCUCGACGGAGAAUCAGACAGCACAACGGUGAGAUAAGGUGUGGAGCAUGGAGGACGAAACAUGGACGCCCGUGGGGGAUGGUUCUUUGCAUCUAUGGCUUCCCUUCAAAUGUUUCUGCUCUCCAGUUUGAAUGGGCUUGGCAGCACCCAAAAGAAUCUCUAGCUGUUAGAAAAGCUGCUUCAAGUUUGAAGUCGCUCUCUGGCAUUGCAAAUAAGAUCAAGAUCGCUUAUACCAUGUUGUCACUUCCAGCUUGGGAGAACUCGAAUCUCACUGUCAAUUUCUUCUCAACAAAAUACAUGAAGCAUACUGCUGGUUGCCCAAAAUUGCCAAAGCAAAUGAAAACUAUUUUUGGCACCAUGGAUGAACUUCCCUGCUAUGUCAAAGGUCUAAUACUAGAUGACAACGAAGAAAAUGAUGAAGAAGACAAUCUUGAGGAAGAUUCACUGUCUACAUCUUCGGCUGUAUCGAUUAACCAUGUGGAGACAGAUGUCAUUCAUGAGGAAAGGACAACCAGGCAUCGUUUUGGUACUUGGAAACAUGAUGACUUUAGACAGUCCAUGGAGCUAACAGAUUCACCUUGCAUGAUAGAUUCACCAAAGGCCUCAGAAGAGUCCAUUGAUGAUGGAGCGGGAGUUGUGAAUCUUAUGGGCAAGGCUUUAGAUAAUGAAGAUUCACUUUCGACAUCAUUGGCCAUAUUGGUUGAUGAUGUGGAGGUUGAUGCCACUCAUGUACAAAGGACAGCCAGGCAUGGCCUUGGUGCUUUGAAACAUGACAAUUUUAGACAGUCAAUGGAGCUAACGGAUUCACCUUGUUCCAUAGGUUCCCCCAAAGCCACAGAGGAGUCCGUUGACAAAGUGGGAGUUGCGAAUCUAUUGGGAAAAGAUUUUAGCGAUUUUGGUGGUAUUAGGAAGCCAAUGGAGACGACAAAAUCUUACUGUCUUAUUGAAUCCCCUGGACCAGGUCAAGAAUGCAGCAGAACUUCCCCGGACAGAACUCAACUGUUAUGCAGUGAAGACCCAUUUGAUUUUCUUAAACAAAAUAAUUUGGAGAGCUUCAGGCAACAAUCUACUCCAAGUAGUUCCAAUAAAAAGGCUUCCCUUGAUAAUCUGCCCUUUUCACCCGAGAGUAAUGUAAUAGAUCUCCUGUCACCACCCAGCUGCUUAAUUAGCUGCUGCAGUAAUAAGCAUAAGAAGACUUCAGUCCAUAUGGACAUUAUUGAUCUGACGGAUUCCCCCAUCAGUCUUUAGCUGUGACCAGAAUCUAUGUAAUGCGAGGCAAAAACAAUGUUCAAUGUUCAUUGUUGAAUACUAAUCAUCGACAAACUUCUCUUCACAGCAUAUAUUCCAAGUGUCUGCUGGAUGUCUCCUAUGGUUGAGAAUUUCUAUUAUCAUAUUACUGGAUCUGAACACAAGCUGAACAUCAUCCAAUGCAGUACUUUUUCUUUUAAGCUAAGGAUUGGUGGAUGGCAGGUCUGCCAGUGCAAAAGAACUAAUAAACUAGCAGUGCUGAAUUGUAUCAACAGUUAUUUGAGCAUGUACAGAAUCAUAAUCAAGUAUGCUGUGGCUUGAAAAGUUUCUAAAAGUUCCUGUUGUAUUUUAAUUUUUCUGAUACAGAUUUAAUGAAGAAUGCUGUAUAGCAUUUUGAUAAAUAUUUUGCAGUUUUUUUCA